This is a messenger RNA of Sorex araneus (European shrew), 3131 nucleotides long. It is a transcript of the gene PROSER2, whose product is annotated as proline and serine rich 2. The record is from RefSeq and is a predicted model, not a curated record. Lineage: Eukaryota; Metazoa; Chordata; Mammalia; Eulipotyphla; Soricidae. The transcript is spliced from 5 exons. Bases 353 to 1588 code for a protein of 411 amino acids.
CGGGGGCGCGGGGAGGAGGCGGAGCGCGCGCGGCGGGAGCGCACCGAGAGGAGAACGCGCGGCGGGGAGCGCGCAGGAGCGAGCGCGGCGGGACCCCAGUCGGUGCCAGCUCGGAUUCCGCCCUCGGUGGGAUCUGGUCGCCUGGCGGAUGCUGAGCUGAGCUGAGACCAAGACAAGCCCAUCUCCAGAGCGGGGCUGUUCUAGGCUGUCCUUCUGUCCUGGGGAGGCCCGACGCUACCGGCGGCUGCACGUUCCCGGGAGGGAAGUGGCUCAGGGCCGACCUGGGCUGAGGAAUGGGGUCCGGGCGCUAAGCCCCGUCCUGAGGUCCCGCCAGCGCCGAGGGUCCGUGGGGAUGCCCAUCCACCAGCAGAAGCCGGAGAUGGAGCCGGACCCGUGUCCCGGCGACCAGAGCAGAGGGGGCAGCCUGGAGAGCCGCAGCAGCAGCUCCCGUUCCAGAAGCUUCACUCUGGCCCAGGAGGACGAGGGCCCCCAGGGCCUCACGCACGAGGAGAAGGACGUCCUUGAUGUCCUGCAGUUCUUUGAAGAGACGAUCGACUCCCUGGAGGCGGCGCUGGAGGAGCAGGGGGUCUGCGAUGGGGGGGCGCCCCGCCACUCCCCACACCCCCCGGAGCCAGAGGACGUCAUCGACCUGGUGCCCCCGGGGCCCCCAGUGGGGGAGGCCGGGCCCCGGCCAGGCGCAGCGAUGCCGGCGACAGGGACCCUGCCUGCCAGAAAGGAAGAUGCGGCUCUCCCCACCUCCGGGGGACAAGGCCCCCCUGAGGUGACCCCGAUAGAUGCCCCUGGCCCCGAGGCCCCGCCUCCGGCCUCGCCCAUCGCUGCGGCCCCUGGCAGGCCCCGGAGGGAGCCGCUGCCCCCGUCUCCGCCCGCAGAGCACCCCAAACUGCCCCGCUCCGUGCCCACCCCGCUGGUCAUCGCCCAGAAGAUUUCCGAGCAGCUGGCCGGAGACGAAGCCCUUUCGCCCCCGUCCCCCUGGAAGGAGGGCAGGAGGACCCUGCCGUGCCCGGGCGAGCCCCCCGGGGGGCCCCGGCCCAGGCUGCACCGCUUCCCCAGCAACAUCAGCCUCACCAACAGCGCUGGCCGCGACUUCAGCCAGACCAUCUCCAGGGCGGCGGUCAGCGUGCAGGAGCGCAAGGCGCGCGUCCUGGCCAACAUCAACGGGGUGGCCCUCCCCGCCGCGGGGGAGCCCGGCCAGGAAGCCGCCGGCCGGCAGCAGUCGCGGGGGGUGCAGACGGACCGGCCCCCCGCCUGGGCCAACGGCUUCCAGAGCCUGCACGAGGCCCUCACGAGCCAGCCCGCGCCCUUCGUGCCCACGGGCAAGACGGUCACCUUCCGGCCUGAGCCGGCCGCCAGCAGCAGGCUGGCCCGGCACCAGGCCAGCAGGAGCGUGUGCGAGCCACGGCUGCCCGAGCCGGGCCAGGACGAGGCCCGGCCACGCUCGGGCUCGCUGCCGCGGGCCGUGGGCUUCCGGCCCCAGGGCGUCACCGUGCAGUUCUCGGGCCGCGGCUCCUCGGAGGAGGCCCGGAGGGAGGCGCUGCGGAAGCUGGGGCUGCUGAAGGAGCACCUGUAGGGGGCCGGCCCGGGCCUCUGCGGCUCGUCCUCACUGCUCAGGAGGGGAGGGUCUGCCGCCUGCCCUCCCUCUCGGACCCGACCCCGGUUCCCAUCCGCGUCCGCGAGAAAGCACUUUCCCGAAGGAAACGCACCGCGGCUGCGCGGAGAUGUCGCUGCGGCCGGCCCGGCCCGUCUGAAGGGCCACGGCACGCGCCACGGCACGAGUGUGGCCCCGGGAGGCCUGGCCAGGUGUCUCCGCGCAGGAUUUGGGCCGCCCGGGUUUUUGUUUUUGUUUUUUCUGUGAGGGAAACCGUCACCCCGCGUGCUCCGGGCUGCGGGGUCGGAAGGCGGAGCUGGGAGGGUCUUUGGAGAGGCCGUCGGCAGAUGCUGGCGACUGUGUGCAGCACCAGGAUCCGCAGCUGUGCUCCACGCGUGCGGGACGCAGCGUCACGGGCUUCUGGACACCUGGUCACAUGGUGCAGGACAGCGUUGGUUUCAGCGCCUGCCGCAGGCCCAGACCAGGACCCUCCUGGGGACGCCGAAGGACGCAGCCUGUCACGGUUCCAUGACCCGAAGCACUCCUGCCCGAGGCCUUCCAGAUCGCCGUUCCCGUCCCUUCCUCAGGGGACCCCUGGGGGGCGGGGCGACACUGCCCUUCCGUGGCUGUCGGGCCACGCUCUCCCCGCCAGGCUGGCACACGGGGAGGCCAGCUCUGGGACUGCCGCAAAGGGGCCUCCUGCCGCUCACAGCCUGUCUGCCUUAACUCGUGUGUGUGUGUGUGUGUGUGUGUGUGUGUGUGUGGCUAUAUGUCUGUGUGAGUAUAUGUGUGUGUCUCUGUGUAAGUGUGACUGUUUCUGUGUGUAUCAGUGUCUGUGUGAAUGUAUGUGUGCUGUGUCUAUGUGAGUGUGACCCUAUGUGUGUCUGUGUGAGUGUGAGCCUGUGUGUCUGUGUCUGAGUGUAUGUGUUUCUGUGUGUGACUGUGUGUGUGACUGUGUGUCUGUCUAUGUGAGUGUCUGUGUGUGUAUAUGUGUAUGUCUGUGUCUGGGUGUAUGUGUGUGUUUCCGUGUAUGUGACUGUGUGUGUGUGUCUGUCUAUGACUGUCUGUGUCUGAGUGUGUUUCCGUGUGACUGUAUGUGUGUGUCUGUGCCUAUGAGUGUAAGUGUGUGUCUAUGUGAAUGUGAUGUAUGUCUGUAUGUGUGUGCUUCUGUGUGACUGUGUGCCUGUGUCUGUAACUGUGUGUGUGUUUCCGUGUGUGUCUGUGUCUAUGUGUGUCUGUGUGAGUGUGACUGUGUGUGUGUGUGCAUGCGUGUGUGCGCCCAGCCCUGUCCUUCCUGCUCCGUGGUCUUCAUGUACAUAGGUACUUUGGUUUCUGCCGGCUUUGCAGACCAUCUGGCCUCCCCUGUCUGUGCUCACAGGGUUCUGGGGGCUCGUCCCUGCAGCAGGGGGUCUGGCGGCCCUGCUCGCUGUCCUGGGGUUUCCUCCUUCCAUCCCAGCCCGGGCUUCCGGAUGAUUCAGAGGAACCUGCCUGUGUAUUUAUUCUGUACCCGCCGCCCAGAAGAAUA